AUGGGGAAUACACCCACAUUCCAGAUUCCUCUCUUCCUCCUAUCACUCUUCAUUUAUUUGGCAACUGUGAGUGGGAAUAUCCUCAUAGUUGUACUGGUAGUGUCAGAGAAACGUCUGCACACCCCCAUGUACGCUUUCCUGGGCACUCUGUCCUCCUUGGAGAUCUGGUACAGCUCCACCAUCCUGCCCCGGCUGCUGGCUAGCUUCCUCACUGGGGACAGGACCAUCUCUGCUCAUGGCUGUAUCGCUCAGUUCUACUUCUUCAGCUCUCUGGGAGCUACAGAGUGUUACCUGCUGGGGGCCAUGUCCUGUGAUCGGUACUUGGCUAUAUGCCAGCCCCUGCUCUACGCAAGCCUCAUGACCUGGAAAGUCUGUCUACAGCUGGUGGCUGUAUCUUGGGUAAUGGGCAAUCUGGUGUCCAUAACAGUCACAACCUUUUUAUCCCAGAUGAAUUUCUGUGGCCCUAAGACAAUCGACCACUUCUUCUGUGACUUUAACCCUCUGGUGGAUCAUUCCUGCAGUGACACCAGUGUGCUGACAGUUGUAUCUUUCACCGUGUCUUUCCUAAGCAUUAUCUUCCCCUUCUUUUUUACGCUGGUCUCCUAUGUGUGCAUCAUAGCUGCCAUCCUGAGGAUUCCAUCCAGUGUGGGCAGGCAGAAGGCCUUCUCUACCUGCUCCUCUCACCUCAUUGUUGUCACUAUUUUCUAUGUCACCCUCCUCAUUGACUACCUGAUGCCCAGAACGGCUCCACUGAGGCAGCUCAACAAAGUGUUCUCCUUUUUCUACACCAUCCUGACGCCCCUGGUUAAUCCCCUCAUCUAUAGCCUGAGAAACAGGGAG
This is a messenger RNA of Eurypyga helias (sunbittern), 840 nucleotides long. Its product is annotated as olfactory receptor 11L1-like. NCBI's taxonomy places the organism in Eukaryota, Metazoa, Chordata, Aves, Eurypygiformes, Eurypygidae. Gene Ontology annotation, biological process: G protein-coupled receptor signaling pathway. Gene Ontology annotation, cellular component: membrane. The record is from RefSeq and is a predicted model, not a curated record. The annotation marks the transcript as partial. Gene Ontology annotation, molecular function: G protein-coupled receptor activity; olfactory receptor activity. The transcript has a single exon.